GCUCUGAGCGAAUGCUACUUCUCCAGACGGGAGGAUGAAGUGAACAGUGCGUGUUGUUCGCUGCUCUGGACGGUACUGGGAUGUAUUUAGGAAGAAGAGCCGGGCAGCAGAGACCCACCAGCAUCACCGCCUCUGAGCCUGACAUGAAUGAUAAGUGAAAGACCUCAUUCAAAGGACCGAGCAUCUGGCAUCUGCACAAACCUGCCGGGCUUCACUCAGUCUCUGCUCUACCACAAAUUUGGACAUCUUGGACCUACCUCCAUUGAUGUUUAAAACCCUUUAAAGCCAGAGGGACUUUUCGUUAUAGAAUUGUGAAUGCAUUUUUUGUGUUUAUUUAUUGUUUUCAUUUUUUUAUAAUUUUUAAAAAGGGAGUUGGUUGAGUUGGGUGUGUUUUUCUUUUGUGAAGCUUCAAGACAAACUUCUACCAUGGCCCUGAUUAUGGAGCCUGUGAGCAAGUGGAGCCCCAGUCAAGUGGUAGACUGGAUGAAAGGCCUGGACGACUGCCUGCAGCAGUACAUCAAGACUUUCGAGAAGGAAAAAGUAGGGGGAGACCAGCUGCUACGCAUCACCCACCAAGAACUGGAAGAUUUGGGAGUGUCCAGGAUUGGCCACCAGGAGCUCAUACUGGAAGCUGUGGACUUGCUCUGUGCACUGAAUUACGGUCUGGAGACUGAGAAUCUGAAGACGCUUUCUCACAAGCUCAGCGCAUCUGCAAAAAACCUGCAAAAUUUCAUCACGGGCCGGCGACGCAGCGGCCAUUACGAUGGCCGAGCCACUCGCAAGCUGCCCAACGACUUCCUCACUUCUGUGGUGGACCUCAUCGCUGCUGCCAAGAGUCUGCUUGCAUGGCUAGACAGGUGCUCUUUCUUUUUCAGGUCACCUUUUGCUGCAGUGGCGGAUUACUCUGUGACCAGAAACAAUGUGAUCCAGCUGUGUCUCGAGCUCACUACAAUCGUGCAGCAGGACUGUUCUGUGUAUGAAACUGAAAACAAGAUCCUGCAUGUGUGUAAAACUUUGUCUGAAGUGUGCGACCAGAUUAUCUCUCUGUCCUCGGACCCCAUGGUGUCUCAGUCCGCACACUUGGAGGUGGUGCAGCUCGCCAACAUAAAGUCCACCGAAGGCUUGGGUAUGUACAUCAAGUCAACAUAUGAUGGUUUACAUGUGAUCACCGGGACCACAGAAGGAUCCCUGGCUGAUCGCUGUAAGAAGAUCCAUGCUGGAGAUGAAGUCAUUCAGGUCAACCAUCAGACAGUAGUGGGCUGGCAGCUGAAGAACCUGGUGAACCUGCUGCGUGGGGACCCUGCAGGUGUCACCCUAACACUGAAGAAACGCCCACAGAGCACACUCACGUCAACUCCUGCUCUGCUCAAAAACAUGAGAUGGAAACCAUUAGCCCUGCAGCCUAUCUUCCCUCAGAGCCCCAGCAGCAGCGUCGCUACGCCCACCAGCACUUUAAGCACUCCCUCCAGGCGGAGUAGCUGCGCCCUGCAGGAUCUGUACAUUCCGCCUCCUCCACCAGAGCCUUACACUCCCAGAGACGACAAGGCAAAUGUGACAGACAAAGAUCCUCAGUCGGAUGCCCCAGCCGCAGAGCGAUCCGAUUCACCAAACUCCUAUCUGGACCAGGAGUGUCGGCGACAAUUCCCUCUGGUGGAGGAAGACUCCAUACUCUACUGUUACGAGUACGACCAGAACCAGGAGGCUUCAUCGGUACGCAGGGGAAGCACUCCCACCUAUGGCAGGCUCAGGCCCAUCUCAAUGCCCGUGGAAUACAACUGGGUGGGAGAUGACGAAGACCUGGCGAAGCUGAGGAGAGAGAGCAGGAGAGAGAACUCCCUCCUGCGUUUCCCCAGUGAGGACAAACCCUCUAGUGAGAAUUUCCUAUUGGGCCGCAGUCUGAGUCAGAACAGGAGGAAGAUGGAGAGAGGAAGCAGCCCCACCCACUACACGCUUGUUCCUGCCCUGGAAGUCGCCAUGUCCACGUCCAGCUCCGACUCCGCAUCGCUUUAUCAUGUGUUUGAGCGAUCCUCAAUGCUGUCUAGGUCUAAGAAGAAAAAACAAGCUGCAAGCCCGAUGUCUUCAAUCAGUAAACGAAGGAUUUCCUGCAGGGACCUGGGUCAGGGGGAUUGCCAGGGCUGGCUGUGGAAGAAGAAAGAUGCUAAAACAUAUUUUUCGCAGAAGUGGAAGAAGUACUGGUUCAUUCUGAAAGACACGUGCCUUUACUGGUACAUGAAUGAAGAGGAUGAAAAGGCAGAGGGCUUUGUGAGCCUCCCAGAAUUCAGGAUUGAUCGUGCCACUGAAUGCAGAAGAAAAUAUGCUUUCAAGGCUUGCCAUCCCAAGAUAAAGACCUUCUACUUUGCUGCGGAAAAUGUAGAUGACAUGUCCCGGUGGCUAAGUCGCCUCAGUAUGGCUGUUGCAAGCUUCUCUGAGCAGGAGAAAAUGCGCCAGGAACAAGAUUACUGGAGCGAGAGUGAUCAUGAGGACUUAGAGAUGCCCCCAGUGCCCAAACGGGACAGUCCACCACCACCUUAUGACACCUAUCCCAGAGCAGCCUCAGUAAGUCCCUACCUGGAGCCAAAGCGUAGCCAUCUCUCCUCUUCUGACACAUUCCAGUCCCGUUCCUCACAUGAGGAGUUUCACUCGGAACCUCAGGAAAACAGCAUCAACAACAGCAUCUCCCCCGGGCGGAAGACGAACAGCCAACGAAACUCGUGGCAUGACCAGAUGGAAGGCAACUCCAGGAUGCACUACCUGCAGACGUAUCCUGUGGAAGAAUCCAUGCAGUCUACGGACAGAGAUCACCUGGCCAUGGAGUAUCGCAGGCAGUCCACUCUACCUGCACAGCGCAGCCUGCUGCAGGAGCAGUACAGGGCCCUGCCGCUGCCCCUCAGGGCAAGCAUCGAGUCCGACGCAGGAGGGAAACCUCGCAGCUUUACACUUCCCAGAGACAGUGGACUCCAUGCUAUCCUGGCUGCUACUGCUGCAUCGGAUCAGAGGGAGACCCAGAACUACCAGCUUGACCGGGCCAGAGAAACAGGUCGUGGACGUGACUGCAGAAUGCAGACCGACUCACUGGUGGAUUUGUACCGGGCUCUGGAGCAGACCAGUUUGUCCACCUCUGCUGACCACCGAUCAGCCAGUCGCCUAGAGUACAAACGGUCCUUUGUCCGCAGAGUUAACGACCCCCUUCUAAAUGACAAGCUCCACCGCUUGCGGAUCCUUCACAGCUCACUGAAGAAUGUUCCUCUUCAAGACACAAACCAGUCGCUGGGGUUUUUAGGUUAGCCCGCUGAGCGCCACCCCCACAGCUUUGCCUCUGCAUAUUUGGAGUCAAAGGCACCAAAAACACACAUUUUACCUCCUCAGCCAUCCAUCUAUCUUUUUUCUUUCUACUGCUUCUCUCAAAAGCAGAAACAAAAACAACUGAUGUCGCUUUUUGCCUUAUCUCAUUCUCAAGGAGGGAUCCAAACAAAGAUUGGAUUAAUUGAAAGCACUUUGUUUCCAUUACACAUAUUCAUCUCAGAGCUUUUAAAAUCAUCACUUCCAUGCAUUUUAACCUCCCUCUCUUCUGUUGAUUGUUUUACACCUUUAUGCUGGAGUUGUGUACAGCUCCUCUUCAAAAGCAAUUUUUGGUUCUACGCCACUUUUUAUUGUGCAUGUACAUUUGAUCCCUGGGUAUGUUCUGUGAGUGUACAGGGUGUUAAACAUAUUAACAUAUGUUGUAUAUUUAAUAUUACAUUCCUACAACAGUGACCACACCACGUUUUGUUUGGCUACUUAUUUAAUCUGUACAUCAAGUGCUGUGCCUCAGUGAUAGUGAAUGUAAAUUGUACCUUUUUAAAUAAAGAGAGACGAGAUAAGAUUCAGAGAGCGAGCUAAUUCCUCAGAACAGAGGCACAAAAAUGUAACGCCUGGCAAUAAUGAGCUAAUGUUGUAAAUUACAAUGGAGCGAUAAGAAUAGUUGUCUAUUUUUGUAUGCAUGCUGUCUACCUGAUUGUUUGUAUGACAGUUUUGUAACUCUAAGUGCAUUUGGUUCAGAGAAUACUGGUGUUAUCUCUCCCACCCUUCAUCCCACACCACAUGCCCACAACCAGCACAGUGUGUUUUCUGUACUUAUUAUAAACACUGGCCCAAAAAUGUGAUUUUUUUUUCUCUUAAUGUUAACCAUAAAAUAUAGGAAAAAAAUGUAUUUAGUAAGUGUUUAAUGGAGAAGCAUGCUCUGUAAGACUAAAGUACAUUACCAUGCUAUUUGAAAUGGACUCAUACUGCACACCUGUGCCAUAUUGUAGCUACAUAUUUUUUUUUCUAUUUUAAGAUUAAAGUAUGGUACAGGCAUAAA
This is a messenger RNA of Girardinichthys multiradiatus, 4339 nucleotides long. RefSeq names its product connector enhancer of kinase suppressor of ras 2-like. NCBI's taxonomy places the organism in Eukaryota, Metazoa, Chordata, Actinopteri, Cyprinodontiformes, Goodeidae. Gene Ontology annotation, biological process: regulation of signal transduction. The coding region runs from base 427 to 3285 and encodes 952 amino acids. Gene Ontology annotation, molecular function: protein binding. The transcript has 22 exons. The record is from RefSeq and is a predicted model, not a curated record. Gene Ontology annotation, cellular component: membrane; cytoplasm.